Messenger RNA from Mucor mucedo, 1024 nucleotides. Its product is annotated as U3-containing 90S pre-ribosomal complex subunit-domain containing protein. The coding region runs from base 51 to 875 and encodes 274 amino acids. The record is from RefSeq and is a predicted model, not a curated record. Lineage: Eukaryota; Fungi; Mucoromycota; Mucoromycetes; Mucorales; Mucoraceae. Gene Ontology annotation, cellular component: nucleus; 90S preribosome. The transcript is spliced from 2 exons.
CUCUCUCUUUAUUUUUGCAUAGUUUUUAUUAUUAUUAUUUAUAAAACAACAUGGCUGAAGUUGAAACGAAAAAGAAGCAAGUCUCUGCUGAUGACUUUGAAGAUGAUUUCCAAGAGGAGGAAGCCGUUUUCUCUGAUAACGAACCUGCGAUCGAGGAUGAGGAAACACCUGCUGUAAAGCGUAAAGCACCGGAAUCUGAGGAACCUGUCAAAAAGAAGAAGAAGCAACAAAAGAAGAAGAAGAUCUCGAACAAUCCUUUCGAUACGAUUAAUAUUUGGGACGAAACACCUGAAAUUCAAGCUGCUUAUUUAGAGGAUCGCCAAAAGAUUGCUUUACCCAAGUUGUCUGCUGUUGAAUUAGAAGAACAACAGUUACCUGAAUCAGCUCUUGUCAAUAACGAAAACUUUAAACAAGAACACGUCUUAGAUGCUUUACCCAAUUUCAUCAAGUUUGGUGUUGCAGGUCACAAGAAAUUAGGAAAGAAACCUACUGUGCUUGCAAGCCCUGUUGCUUUAAUCAUUACACACUCCGCUGUUCGUGCAGUUGAUCUUGGCCGUGCAUUGAAAGAAUUCAGUGAAACUGCCAAGGUUGCCAAGUUAUUCGCUAAACAUUUCAAGAUUGAAGAUCAAGUUUACUUUUUAGAGCAUGAAGCUAUUCAUAUGGGUAUCGGAACACCCAACCGUCUUCAAGCACUUGUUGAAGGAGGACAUUUGAAGUUGGAUCAAUUGGAAUUGGUGGUGAUUGAUACCGAGAGAAACCCCAAAAAGUUUAAUAUCUUUGAUAUCCAAGAGGUUCGAACUGAUCUUUUCAAAUUUCUCGGCACUUAUAUCUCUCCUUUGAUGAAGGAAGGUAAAGCAAAGAUUGGCUUAUUCUAGAAAAGCAACCCUUGCAUUCUCUCUCUUUCUCUCUUAAAUAUUAUCACACUUGUACACAGUUUAUCCCCAUUUUAUUAUUAAAGCAAAAAGCAUUUAUCCUUUCUCUUUUAAAGUCGCGGUAGAUGAAUGUGUUGAUGGGAGAGGCUGUG